GCACUGUAAUUUCUGAUACAGAAAAUGAAAUUUAUUGUGUGUAACAAUAUAAUUUAGAAAAUAUAUGCAUUGGGCAUUUAAGUCGACCCUCGUAUCUUUUGCACACUUUUUUUUUAAGAGGACUGUCUUGAUAAAUAAAAAAAGUGAGCUAAAAAUAGUUUAAAUAAAAUUAUUGGCCAUAUUGAUUAAAGCAUGUCAUUAUGUAAAGAAUUUUAUAAAAGUUGAAGCAGUAUCCAUAGCAACAUAGCGUGAUGAUGAUGGUAACCAAAAAGAUGACAUACCUAGAUCUUGUUUUUUUUUUAAGCAAGCUGCCCUUCAUCAAUGUUGCUGCAUAUAGUAAAGAUGAUGAAAAAGAAAUUAAACACAUUUUUUUUAAUUUUCAUUUUCCUCCCUCUUUUUUUUUAAUAUUCUUAUUCACAAAAAAAAAAGGGAUAUGGACCAAGCCGUGAUCAUUGAAGAGGGAAGCCCAUAUCAAUACCAAGGUGCUUAUAGAAGAAACGUACUGACACCAGAUAUUGAAAAUUGCUACCUAAAGCAAAAUUUACCCGUCAGACGUCAAAGUCUACAAGCCUAUCAACAAACAAAAAGAAGGUCAAGCCAAGAUGAUCAUGUACAACAAAGCAACCUUCAAGAGAAACUGUUACGUCAAAGACGAAGAUGCGUCUCUAAUCCGUCAUUAUUAUCAGCCUUACCCAUAAAGGAAACACAUAGACAAUCCACUGCGCAUAAACUUGUAGAUUUUUUAAAACCUAGUAAAUCUGAAACCAUCAACAACAACGCCAAAAAUACUAAAAAGAAGCAAUCGACAGUCAUCCAGCAGGUAUUUUCCCGAUUAAAUCAAAAAAGGCAACCCAGCAUCCAUCCCAAAUACAUGGUCUAUACUGCGCUUUUGUCACAUGUAGCCAAAGAGUUUAUGCAAACCAUUUCACUCACAUCGGUUGCUAUCAAGGAUGGUAUUGAGUAUCAUGAUAUCUUUACUGGAUCAGAGAUGGUCGAUUGUCUUGUGACUAUUCUCAAGGUUCAGGAUAGAAACUUGGGUUUGUUGGUGGGACGUGCGUUGGGGCAGCAAAACUUGUUUCAUCACGUUACAUAUGAUUACAAGUUGAAGGAUUUAGACAAUGAAUAUUAUCAAUUUAAUAACGAUGGCACAACAGUGACGAAUGGCGUAUUUACUGUACUAACUGAUUGUUAUUCACCAACAUGCACAAGAAAAACUCCAUGCUACAGUAUUAGUUGUCCUAGGAUGAAACAGAGAAAGAACAUACUGAGAAAUAGUGAUCAGGAGCAAUUGAAUGAUAGAGCACUGUGGAGAUACUCUGUUCCUUUAGAUAUCGUCAUGGAAACAAAUGAUAGGGAAAAGAAGAGACAAGAAUGUAUAUAUGAGCUGGUUUAUACAGAGCAAGAUUUUAAUAGUGAUCUACAAUACGUGAAGGAACAUUGGAUCCAGCCUAUCAUGACAACCGACGUUAUACCUGCUGAAAGAAGACAACAAUUUAUUAUAGACGUGUUUUGGAAUUUGGCCGAGAUAGAACAAAUUAGCUCAUCUCUUUCAAAAGCACUUACAAUACGACAAGACAAACACUCGGUUAUACCAUGUAUUGGAGAUAUCAUGAUAGCACAUGUCAAGCAAUUUGAACCAUUCGUCCGAUACGGAGCGCAUCAGAUCAUUGGCAAGCAUAGGUUUGAGUUGGAGAAAAAGAUUAAUCCAAAAUUCCAAGAGUUUGCUGACAGGAUCGAAAGAAGACCCGAGUCACGCAGAUUGGAACUGAAUGGCUAUUUGACAAAACCAACGUCUAGAUUGGGCAGAUACAAUUUAUUGUUGAGUUCAAUACAUGAAGUAACGCCUAAAGAUCAUCAAGAUUAUGUUGAUAUCCCGGUUGCUAUGGACAUGGUCACUCAAUUCCUUGUUCAAUUAAAUUAUCAGGUUGGAUUAUCUGAUAAUGCAUUUCACUUACAGCAAUUAUCGAGCAAGAUAUUACCGUGUAAAGGAGUGGACUUAGAUCUAUUAAACCCUAAACGCCAACUUGUGAUGAGAGGCAAGAUGAAAAGAAGUAAAAGUAGCACUCAUUUGCAAUUAUUUCUGUUUGACCACGCAUUUAUUGUCUGUAAAAUUAAAUUCAAUCAGCAAAUGGAAUAUUAUAAACUGUAUCAAAAGCCAAUCCAUAUUAAGCAUUUAAAUGCGGAUAUACCCACUGUAUAUGAACCAUCUUGUCUAUUUCCAAUUACAUUUAAAAAUACAUGUACAAAUGAUCAAACCAUUACUUUAUUCACUUCAACUGAUUCCGUUAGAAAGUUAUGGUUGGAUAAAAUCAAGCAACUACAGCAACAGUAAAAGUCAUUUCGUUCAUCAUAAAAUGGGCUUUUGCGUCCAUUCCACCCUUACGACAAAAAUUGUAUUUUAAAUAAACUAUAAGCAGCAUCUUUUAAGAAAUUAUUCGCACACCAUUUAAAACCAAUAACAACUACACUUUGUUGAUUAUCAACCCUUUCUUUAUUAUUAAAAAGACAAUGAAUUCUGUCUUUUUGAGAGAUACAUAAAAUAA
Rhizopus microsporus ATCC 52813 is the source of this 2543-nucleotide messenger RNA. RefSeq names its product Dbl homology domain-containing protein. The transcript has 5 exons. The coding region runs from base 434 to 2332 and encodes 632 amino acids. NCBI's taxonomy places the organism in Eukaryota, Fungi, Mucoromycota, Mucoromycetes, Mucorales, Rhizopodaceae. The record is from RefSeq and is a predicted model, not a curated record. Gene Ontology annotation, molecular function: guanyl-nucleotide exchange factor activity. Gene Ontology annotation, biological process: intracellular signal transduction.